Messenger RNA from Clonostachys rhizophaga, 3390 nucleotides. NCBI's taxonomy places the organism in Eukaryota, Fungi, Ascomycota, Sordariomycetes, Hypocreales, Bionectriaceae. The record is from the annotation of a GenBank genome assembly.
CCUGGCCCCAUGGCCAUCGGGGAGAGGGACAUGCAGAAUGGGGCCCACAUCCCCCCAGAUGGCGGACAGCAUCGACUGAAGUCCAAGACGUCUGGGUCAAGCAAUUCAGGAAUCCCCCUCGCGAACAGGGACGGCGAGAGAGGUGGCGGUGGUAAUGGUGGUGGAGAGAGGAACCGAUCGCGAGGAAGAAACAACAGUGGGCGGACUGCAAGUGGGCAGCUGAGAGUCUGCAAGAAGUGCGGCGAACCACUGACAGGACAGUUUGUACGAGCCCUGGAUGGGACCUUUCACCUCGACUGUUUCAAGUGUCGCGACUGCGGCGAUAUCGUGGCAUCCAAAUUCUUCCCGGUGGAAGACGAGAACGGCGAGGGGCAGUAUCCCCUCUGCGAGACAGACUACUUCCGACGACUAGGGCUUUUAUGUUACCAAUGCGGUGGAGCGCUCCGAGGAUCAUACAUCACUGCUCUGGACCGCAAGUACCACGUUGACCAUUUUACGUGCUCGCUCUGUGAUACGGUAUUUGGUGCGCAAGACAGUUACUACGAGCACGACGGCAACGUUUACUGCCACUACCACUACUCGACACAAUUCGCCCAGCGAUGCAACGGCUGCCAGAUUGCCAUUUUGAAACAGUUUGUCGAGAUAUUCCGCAAUGGACAGAACCAGCACUGGCACCCAGAAUGUUACAUGAUACACAAGUUCUGGAAUGUGCGGCUCUCUCAACCCACGGACGAGCCGCCAAUGGCCAAUGCUUCAGAUGAUCCGACAAGUCGAGACAUGAUCCGAGAUGUGGAGGAGCGCAUGGAAGAAAAAGUGUACCGCAUCUGGAGCGUACUAUCGACGUUUGAGGAGUCCUCUGCCGCCUGCAUUUCCGACAUGCUUCUUCACGUCAGCAACGGAGCUUAUAUCGACGGGGUUCUAAUAGCUAAGCGCUUCAUUUGGCACGUUGAGAUUCUCUUCCAGUCCACCGACAAGCUAGACGAGACCAUGAGCAAGCUAAAUGGGAAAGGCAUGUCAUACGGACGAGAAGCAAAGCUCCUCUGUAAGAAAAUCGUAUCAUUCUUUUCAUUGCUUUCCAAAAACCAAGAUUCAGGAUCCCGCAAAGUUGGCGUCACACAAGAACUUCUUUCCCUUGUUACAGGGCUAGCUCAUUACCUAAAACUUCUUAUUCGUAUUUGUCUUCAGGGUGCGCUCCGGCUGGAGCGAGAAGCCAGCACAUCCGAGGGCCUCUACCAGUUUCUCGAUGACCUGAACGACUUCGAAGCCGUUAAGAACGAUGAAGGUGCUCUCCAGGUUACCCAAGGCGGGCUUCGACUCUCAGCGAUGGACUCGGAUCACUGUGCGCUAUGUAAUCGAUCCGUGGAGGAUGAGUGCGCAAAGAACGGCGAUAUACGAUGGCACCUUAAUUGCGUCAACUGCACCCGCUGUCGGCGAGAGCUGGGACGGUCAUUGGAAGAGGCUUUGUUCAGUCCCAUUGACCGAAGGAUUUACUGUGUGACUUGCCUUGGUUCUCAAGCCGAUGCUACCUCGGUCUGCGAGCAUGUGUCCAAACUCCAACAAUAUGUGUUCCUUCUCAGGGUGGCACUCGCGCGUCUUUUAGAUAUUUUGAGGAGCAACGGAACCAUCUCUGAAGCUGGUGGGAGUGAGGUGUCGAGAAACCCAGGAGACCCCCCCUUGCUCGAUUCGAGGUCCAAAUCUCAUAACGCUGCCACCGACAGAGAUCAUCGUCGUGAGUCGUCUUACGAGAACACUCUUAAUGAUGUCCGCCGACUACGCAGCACAAGACUAGAUCGCCAUUUGUCGUCCAGCGUUAGGCAAGCUAGGACCUCCCGGGUGAUGGAUGCGGAUGGCCAAGGACCUCGCCCUGGAUCGCCCGGUGCCGAUGGGAACCAGAACAUCCAAGGAUCUACAGAUGUCAUGUUCGGACAGAACGAUGCCAUCACUCUCGACGACAUCCCUCGAAUUGUCGCCGUUGAGCAGUCGCAACAACAAGAACGGGAGCGCCAGUUAAAUGGGCGAUCCCCCGCGGGGGACGGGGGUCACCAACGAACCCAAUCGUCAGGCAGAGAUCAAGACGUCCACGGACACGACAUGUUGCCGACGCGGAUUAAUCGCAAGUUCUUUUCCGAGUUGUCAGGACUGGAGUACUUCAACGUCAGGCAUCUCGCAGUUUUGACCAUGCAGCCCAUGAUUGAACAAGAAUUUUCUCUUGAUGAACUUCUGGGCUUUAUCGAAUCGAGGAAGCAGGCCACAUUCUGGAAGAACCUUGGAAAGGCCUUCAAGAAUGAUAAAAACAAGAACGUCAAGAAGAAGGGGGUAUUCGGCGUACCCAUCGAGGUCAUUAUCGAGCGAGACGGGGCAGACUCGACAGAUGGUGUAGGUCCUGGCGCAUUACGAAUUCCUGCUGUCAUCGACGACAUCAUCUCAUGCAUGCGCAAGAUGGACUUGUCAGUGGAGGGUGUGUUCCGCAAGAACGGUAAUAUCAAGAAGCAACAGGAAAUGGUCGAGAAGAUUAAUGCCGAAGGCUGUGACGUGGUCAAUUUCAUGGAGCAGCCCGUAGUGCAACUGGCAGCACUCCUGAAGCGAUACCUAAGAGAUCUACCUGAUCCUCUGAUGACACACAAGCUCUACAAGUUGUGGAUUAGUGCGGCCAAGAUUGCCGACCCCGACCAACGGAGACAAUGUCUACAUUUAACAUGCUGUCUGUUACCAAAGAGCCACCGGGAUUCUCUGGAAAUCCUGUUCUCCUUCCUCAAGUGGGCCGGGUCUUUCCACCAACUUGACGAGGAACUUGGAUCCAAGAUGGACGUCAGGAACCUGGCCACUGUCAUUGCGCCGAAUAUUCUCACCAACACAUCGAAAGCAAUGGCCUUGGAUAGCGAAGCUAUUUUUGUUAUCGAUGCCGUCGAGAUGCUAAUUUCAAAUAUCGAGGAGAUGUGUCAGGUUCCUGAUGAGAUUCUUGCCCUGUUAAACGAUCCUUAUCUUUUCAGCAGCAGCGGUGAACUCACCACCAAGGAAAUAAUGAAGCGAUUCCAGGAACGAAGAGGACAAGUUUCCAUCGCGGAGGUCAACGAGGUGUACAAUCGCCAAGAAAGUUCCACUCGACCGCCACCUAGGCGAGUAGAGACCGACCCUGCUUUGUGGCAAGGCGAGGCGUCGGUACGACAUGUACAGGAGACGCCCCCUUACGGCGCCUCUCCGCAUGGGCCGCAACAGGGACCACCAUCUAAUGGAGGACGGUUCAGAGGCCCGAGCGAACCAGGCCCUUACUCGAGCCAAUUCAACCAGUCUGACAGCCAUAUUGAUUCUCCCGACAACCAACGACGAGAGUGGAGGAAUUCCAACUGGGGCCGCCAAGGAGGUGGUCUCGGAGUGAGCGGUAACCUAUAA